ACAUUUCUUUAUCCACCAUUAUCUCUCGACAUCGUAAUAUACAUUAAAUGUUUCCUUGCAUGCCGCGUUUUUCGGAACUGUUCUCGACACGUUGAUUUAUGUAUUUCUAGCGUUACCUUAUGCGGAUUUAAUUUAAUUUGCAGGUUAAAAUGGGACGCCGACCAGCAAGAUGCUAUCGGUAUUGUAAAAAUAAGCCGUACCCGAAAUCCAGAUUCUGUCGUGGUGUGCCCGACCCGAAGAUCCGUAUUUUCGAUCUUGGGAAGAAGAAAGCCUCUGUCGAGGACUUCCCGCUGUGCGUACAUCUGGUGUCGGACGAAUAUGAGCAGCUCAGCUCCGAGGCUUUGGAAGCCGGACGUAUUUGUGCUAACAAAUACAUGGUGAAGAAUGCCGGAAAAGAUCAGUUUCAUAUUCGUAUGAGGCUCCAUCCGUUCCACGUUAUUCGUAUCAACAAAAUGUUAUCGUGUGCUGGAGCUGAUAGGCUCCAGACUGGAAUGAGAGGUGCCUUUGGCAAGCCUCAGGGUACUGUGGCCAGGGUACACAUUGGCCAGCCUAUCAUGAGCGUGCGUUCCUCCGAUCGUCACAAGGCGGCCGUCAUCGAGGCUCUGCGACGUGCCAAGUUCAAGUUCCCAGGCCGCCAGAAGAUUUACGUGUCGAAGAAGUGGGGCUUCACGAAAUACGAUCGUAUCGAAUACGAGGAGCUGAAAGUGGCAGGCCGUCUUGCCCCCGAUGGUUGCAAUGUCAAGUAUCUGCCAGAGCAUGGACCGCUCGAGGAAUGGAAGAAGUUUAGGAAGGUACUUGCUGCAGCUUAAAUAAGCUUGGGAUAUUUUGGACAUUGAAUUGAAUAAAAUAUAUAAUCAGAAAAA
Messenger RNA from Wasmannia auropunctata (little fire ant), 863 nucleotides. RefSeq names its product 60S ribosomal protein L10 (gene RpL10). Gene Ontology annotation, biological process: translation; ribosomal large subunit assembly. Gene Ontology annotation, molecular function: structural constituent of ribosome. The transcript has 3 exons. Gene Ontology annotation, cellular component: ribosome; cytosolic large ribosomal subunit. NCBI's taxonomy places the organism in Eukaryota, Metazoa, Arthropoda, Insecta, Hymenoptera, Formicidae. Bases 150 to 809 code for a protein of 219 amino acids. The record is from RefSeq and is a predicted model, not a curated record.